This is a messenger RNA of Wyeomyia smithii (pitcher-plant mosquito), 1530 nucleotides long. RefSeq names its product facilitated trehalose transporter Tret1-2 homolog. The transcript has 4 exons. Gene Ontology annotation, molecular function: transmembrane transporter activity. The record is from RefSeq and is a predicted model, not a curated record. Gene Ontology annotation, cellular component: membrane. Lineage: Eukaryota; Metazoa; Arthropoda; Insecta; Diptera; Culicidae. Bases 104 to 1453 code for a protein of 449 amino acids. Gene Ontology annotation, biological process: transmembrane transport.
UUUUGUUUAUACACUUGAGAUAGCAAAAAAAUAGUUGUUUGGAACUAAGUGUCAAUUUGAAUGGCAUGCAUCCGAUUUUAUAAUACCCCUUUGUAGCGAUAGGAUGCAUCGAGCGAAGGCUACGUUUCGUGAAUUCCUGGUGGCAGCUGUUGCCAGUAUUUCGGGAAUCGCAAUGGGGUUGGCUCUAGGAUGGCCAUCACCAAUGUUUCAAAAGCUUACGGAAGAGACCCUCGUGGAAAAUCCCAUCGGUUAUGUGAUAGUCGAAAGUGAGCAAUCUUGGAUAAACUCGGUACUAGCAAUUGGAGGAUUUUUUGGGCCUUUUGUUGCGGGAUAUGUUUCCGAUCGUGUAGGCAGAAAACCCGCUCAUCUGUUGAGCAGUGUUAUCCAUAUUGCUGGCUGGAGCAUGUUGCUACUUGCGAAGUCGGUACCCCUAAUGAUAGCUGCCCGGUUUGUGCUAGGGUUCGGCAAUGGGUACAUUUUGAUCACCCUAACGAUAUAUAUAGGUGAAAUCGCCAGUGACGAAUACCGAGGAAUAUUAGGUUCUUUUUUGCAAAUUGGUCAAACAGUUGGUAUUUUGUACGUUUAUUGCAUCGGUCCUUAUGUCGGUUAUUACGCAUUCCAGUGGAUAUGCUGCGCCGUCCCUAUCGCGUUUGGAAUUUGCUUUGUUUAUAUGCCGGAAACUCCGCACUAUCUAAUCUCUAAAGGCCAGCACGAAAAAGCUCUUCAUUCACUGAUGUACCUUCGUGACGCUACGCUGACGAAUCUGCAACAGGAAAACGCUUUUCGAAAGCUCUUUACUUACCGAGCGAAUCAGAAAGCCAUCCUCAUCAGUUUUUGUUUGCUGUCAUUUCAACAGUGGACUGGAAUAGACUGCAUAUUAUCCAAUAGCGAGUUGAUUUUUGCUAAGGCUCGAAUCUCUCUUUAUCCGGAUAUCUCAACCAUUAUCAUUGGUACCGUGCAAGUGAUCUGUUGCAUCGUGACACUAUUCUUCGUUGACCUUGUUGGCCGUAAACCGGUGUUAAUGUAUUCUGCGGUAGGAUUAUCAAUAUCGCUAGCUCUGCUUGGGGUAUACUUUGUCAUGGAACCAAUGGCGAUUCCAACAGAACACAUCAGCUGGAUUCCACUGACCGGAAUGAUCGGAUUCAUCGCUAUUUACAAUUUUGGUUUUGGUCCAGUACCGUGGGCAAUUGCGUCAGAAAUCUUCGCCUAUGACGUGAAAGCUCUCGGCAGUGCGAUAAACGUCUCCGUUACGUGGAUACUGGACUUCCUAGCGCUACGCUUCUUCCUGUUGAUCAGCGAAUCUAUCGGAUUCGAAUGGGCGUUUUGGAUUUUUGCACUGGUUUGUGUAGCUGCAUUCAUUUUUACAUGGUUAUUCGUCAUCGAAACGAAAGGGCUGAGUCUUGAAGAAAUACAGCAACGACUCGGUGGAAAAUCUACGAAGGAAGCACUUUAGAAUGUUUUUUUUUUCAUCCAAUAGAAUUGUUUCUAUAGAUUAACGAUGAUGUUCAUAAAUAAAUGAAAAGCAUUUCA